AUGAGCUACAUCACCCGCCGAGGUCUCUCGACCCUCAUCCCUCCCAAGGCGAUCGGUGCUGCCAAGGAUGCUGCCCGUAUGGACCGCGUGGUGAACUUCUACGCCAAACUCCCCCGUGGCUCCGCCCCUGAGGUCAAGCCUACCGGUCUCAUCGGCCGUUACCAGGCUCGCUACUUCGGCAAGAACCCUUCUGCCGCUCCCCUUGCCCACGCCAUCGGUGGCAUUCUCCUUCUCGGAUACAGCAUGGAGUACUACUUCCACCUCCGUCACCACAAGAACCACCCUCACUAA
Aspergillus affinis is the source of this 291-nucleotide messenger RNA. RefSeq names its product F1F0 ATP synthase subunit f. The coding region runs from base 1 to 291 and encodes 96 amino acids. Gene Ontology annotation, biological process: proton motive force-driven ATP synthesis. The transcript has 4 exons. NCBI's taxonomy places the organism in Eukaryota, Fungi, Ascomycota, Eurotiomycetes, Eurotiales, Aspergillaceae. The record is from RefSeq and is a predicted model, not a curated record.